AUGAAUACUAUCACCACCCUCUGUAUCUUGGUCACCGUUGCUUGGUGCCAGGCGUCGCAUCUUACCCAGGACUCUCCACUCUACCCCGCGCGAUGUGCCUCUGAUCCAUGCAUUGGCAUCAAUUUCACCGACGCCUCAUACAUCUGCGGGGACCGGCGUCUGGGCCCUGUCAGCACCCCGAGUGACUUCCCACUGUCAACGGAGCUGCAGACGUACGCCCGGUUUGGCAACCUGUGUCCAUACGAGUUCCUGUCCAAAUGGACUGCUGCGGAUGGCAAUUACUCGCAGCCGCCGGAGAACGGGUUCGUACUCAGCACGACGCCCGCGGGGAAGCCUAUCCUGGGAAACACGACGCUCCCCGUGGGGCAGAAACUGGACCGGUUCGGCUCUGAGUUCGGCACGUUCAUGUCCCCGCUGGGGGCGCCGUACAUUGAGCGAUCCCUGCCCCCGCAGAACCUGGAUACCUCUGAUGGACGGUAUCCGUACAAUUAUCACGUCUAUCAGAUCACGAAAGCAAUUCCAGUUCAGAUCGGACCGAUUGCACCCUGGUAUGAGCAACCGGGUAUGGGCACACAGUUCGUGAUGCCGUCCCGAGUCAUCGAUCUGGUCAACAACGGCUAUCUCAGGCGCUUGAGCCCGGCGGAAUACGACGACCGCAGCGACUUUGUGGAUGACUAUACCCCGGGGCCGUUGAAUAUCACUUCCUAG
Molecule: messenger RNA, 708 nt
Organism: Penicilliopsis zonata CBS 506.65
Lineage: Eukaryota; Fungi; Ascomycota; Eurotiomycetes; Eurotiales; Aspergillaceae
Exons: 2
Coding region: 1-708 (235 amino acids)
Source: RefSeq, a predicted model, not a curated record